UUGUGGUUUACUUGCAACAAUAAACUAAUCAAUAUCUUUCCUCACUACAGACAUUGCUGGUGUAUUGUCGAUUUGUGACCCCGAAGAUAAGACGGAAACACAGCGGCUCCUCCUUGCUCGCGACAGCCCGUGACGGAGACUCUGGGUGCUCCCGUCACAUUGAUCCGCGUCCCUUUAUGUAACACCCCGGCACCAGGGUCAUUACCGGGAAAAUGUUGGAGGUUGUUGGCCAGGUGGUGGUGUACAGUGUGGCAGGCUGCCCACACUGUCUGGCAGCCAAGAAGACAUUGAAGGACUCCGGUGUGCCCGUCAUUGAUGUCUCUGUGGACCGCUUUCCUGCAGUACGAAGUUGGCUGCAGGAAAAAACUGGCAGAACAUCAGUACCACAAAUUUUCUUCAACGAGACGUAUGUUGGAGGGAAUGAUGACCUGCAGACAGUGAUGAAGGAUGAAGAGGCUUGGAAUAAACUGUUGGCGGACAUUCAGACAAACCAGCCCGAGGAAGGUUCUCUGCUCAUCCCUCAUCCCUCAGAGGCAACAGAUGUGGUGGUUUCAGAGUUUGUGUGUGAAAGUGAUCCUUCAGCUCCCAUCGUGGAGGAGCUGCAGGAGUCUGGCAUCCUGCACACCCACCGCACCUCCCUGUUCUCCUGCGUGAAGGAUGCUUUCAGUGGCCAGCAUUUUGUCAGCUGGAUUGUGACGGCAAAGGAAGUUGCUGAAAAAGAGGCCAUUGAUAUUGGACAAGAUCUCUUGGACAAAAAGUAUAUUUUGCCUGUGCAAAAUGGCACCCAGACCACCUUAAUGAAUGACCCCAAGGUGUAUUACAGACUUAAUGAGACAAGUAAGUCAGAUGCCCUGAACUCAGGACCAACCCAGAAGUGCAAAUUAAGGGAUGCCGGGGAGCUGUCCGAGUCACUGCGCAGGACAAUGCUGAAGCUCACCUCAGACCACAUUUCAGAUGAUGGCAAGGUUGUCAACUAUAAAGAAAUUAAGGUUGCUGAAGAGUUUGAAGAUUAUGUCAAGAUGUCUCAAGAGCUGCAGCGUGUUUCCAUAGAGAAGCUGGACCAGGACGAGUUGAAGGCAUUCUCCAUCAAUAUCUACAAUGCCCUGGUGAUACAUGCAACUGUCAUUAAUGGUCCUCCUUCAAAUUGGUUCUCCAGAGCAAGGUUCUUUGACAAAAUGUCUUACAUCAUUGGAGGCCACCGCUACUGUCUCAAUGAUAUAGAAAAUGGAAUCUUGAGAGCUAACAAACAAGGUCCACUUCAGUUCUCUGCUCCGUUUGGAAAGUCAGACCCUCGGCUAAAAACGAGUCUUAUUCAGGUAGAUCCAAGGAUUCACUUUGCUUUGAACUGUGGUGCUAAAAGUUGUCCCCCAAUAAAAACCUUCAGUUCCAAGAACAUAAAUGCAGAAUUACAACUGGCAACCGAGGCGUAUCUGGAGACGGAUGAAGCCCUGCAGAUAGAGGAGGACCGAGGCAUCAUCCACCUCUCCUCACUCCUGAAGUGGUAUUCUUCAGACUUUGGGGACACCACAGAUGAUGGGUUACGGUGGGUUUUGAAGAAUGUUGUUCAGCCAGAGAAAAAAGCUGCCCUUCAGAGUGUGAUGGACACAGAGAAGUAUAAGGUAAAAUACAUUGUGUAUGAUUGGGGAAGCAACAGCCAAGAUUGAGUACAUGAACCACACCAGUUUAAUUUAUAUAUACUGGAAACUCCUGAGUAGUUGCUUGGGUUAAUAUAUAACUAACAGUUGCCAGUAUCAUGAAAGUAUUGUUUUGCAAAAGAGGUCAUAACUGCAGUAACCGCUUCCCAUUGAAACUUACCUUCCCCUGGGUUGAAGUUGAAAUUUGAUUGAUUUAUUGGCCUCAAGGUAGAUACAUAGAUUAUUUUACACAUUGUCGUUAAGAGCCACUAGUCCAUUGAGCCGUAGCUUUCUUAUGGACUACAUGUUUUUUGUGAGCAUAACAGGUGCAACUGAAUCACUGAGCUCAGCUACUAUCAAUGUAAAUUAAAACAUGGAUCUUGUGUGCUAUAAUUUUUUUUAUUGGUGAUUUACUUGGAUAACAUAUGAUAGUUCUGCACCUGACACAAUUAUAGAAAAUGCAACUUACACAUAAGGGGUUUGACUGCAGUGACAUUUGAUGAAUGACUAACAAAAGUUCAUAUUGAGCAAAGACAUUGCCAUGUGAAGUAAUCUACUUCCACCAUAUUAAUGUUCAGUCAUCCUCCCCAGCAGUGGUAUAUUGACCUCAGCAUCUACCCUCUAACAUUCUUCACUAUGCACAAAGUUUCAUGUUUCACAAUUUUGUUGUUACCUCAUUUUGCAUCACUUUCAUGGCAGUUGCCCGUACUUUAUCUCAAAUAAUAAAAAAUAUAGGGUUCAAAUAGCCAGUAUGUGUGUGUGAAACCAGUUUGUUCAGAUUGUUUUAGCGUUGGCUGUUUAUGGUAUUUCCUAGUCUGCCACAUCUAUCUCCAAUUAUGGGAUUAGAGCCUAGGUGAAAGCAGUCACUGCCCCCCCCAUAAGAAAACUGUAUGCAUGUGUAUAUUUAUUUGUAUAAGUCAAUUUCAUAGCCUUAGCUUAUCUGAAUGCCCUCUGAAAUAGAACCAUGUGUAGGAACUUGAUACAGUCAUUGAAGGAACUAUUUUCCUUGAGUUCUUCCCUAAAUUUGUAUAGCCUAAUAUAGGGGAUUUCAUUAAAUCCUAAUACAGUC
Molecule: messenger RNA, 2703 nt
Organism: Eriocheir sinensis (Chinese mitten crab)
Lineage: Eukaryota; Metazoa; Arthropoda; Malacostraca; Decapoda; Varunidae
Exons: 10
Coding region: 213-1664 (483 amino acids)
Biological process (GO): intracellular signal transduction; cell redox homeostasis
Molecular function (GO): electron transfer activity
Source: RefSeq, a predicted model, not a curated record